This is a messenger RNA of Fusarium proliferatum ET1, 1311 nucleotides long. RefSeq lists its product as uncharacterized. The record is from RefSeq and is a predicted model, not a curated record. NCBI's taxonomy places the organism in Eukaryota, Fungi, Ascomycota, Sordariomycetes, Hypocreales, Nectriaceae. The transcript has a single exon. The coding region runs from base 1 to 1311 and encodes 436 amino acids.
AUGAUCAUCAAUUACAUCUCAUAUUUUGUCCGCUAUGUUUGGGAAACGUUCAAAUCAGUAUGCCAUACCACGAAGACAGUUUUCUUGUUUAUGCUUCCAUUCUACGCUCUCACAGUAUUACUCGGACUCAUCCAAGGACCCAUCGUUGCCCAAUGGUAUGCAGGCAGCUCCAAGGAGCUAGCUCGCCUCCUUAUUGAGAACCUCUACGACAUCAAAAUACUUGAGUUUGUCGGAGACGCCGCUGACUACAGCUUCUUCGAUGGUUUUAGCCCAGUAUAUGGAAUAUCGCAGAUCCAGAGCCCGCUUAAUUGGAUCUCUCAUCUGGGACUCAGUAGACCUAGGGACUGGAGCACAAAAGACGUUGAAGAUAUGGCAAGCCUAGACGAUCUGUAUUUGAGGAGGACGCCUCUCAAUUCGAGAGGCGAGCCUUGGCAGCAGUGGAUAUAUCUGUCGGCGCAGAUGGAGCCGUGGAGACAGCCAUAUGGCCAGGUGCUUCGUGAUCCUUGGGAUCAAGCCCUCUUGAAGGUUCUGGAGAACAGAGACAAGCAUGAGAAUCUGGGUCGCUCAAACUUCCAUUACGUCUCCUGCCAUAAGAGCUUCUUAUGCGGGUCGUGGCGCGUCACUGCGCCGGCGCUGUUACACUUUUCCAUCAACGCGACCGAAGCAAAGGAAUUCGAGGAAGAGGGGAAAUGGCCAUACCAUGAACCAGUCUCUGUGCGAGUAUUCGAGCUACCCUUACAAGAAUACAUAAUUCCCGGCAAAUUCCCUAGCUACUUUGAGCAGAUCCGGGCUCUCACUGCAAGCAAUUCAACCUUCUGGACGACUAGAGACACGUACUAUCACCUGGAACAGGUUCAGAGCCAAGCACUCCUAAUGUUGAAGCAACUUGAAAAGAAAUAUCCUCGAUCUUACGGUUUGCUUGUCAAAGCGGAAAGGAAAUGGACAGGCUUAUGGGAUAUGCAAGACACGAUGCUGAUCAGCGAUUCUUAUCUUAUUUCCUUUGCAGUCACGGCAAUUCCAACAUACUUGUUCAAGUACGCACAGGCACUCUUUGUGGGUAUGAAGAAGCCCGAGGCGGCUGAAACAGGGGAUAAGAGCAAGGAUCCUUUGGCGCAGGGCCUUGAGAAGUUUCUUGGUGCUCUAAGCGAUGAAGAUAAAGAAAAGUGUGGGAAGAAGUCGCGUGGUGGCAAAGUGCUGAGAAAGAUUAAAGCAGACCUCGAGAAGGAUAAUUGGAAUACCGCUGAGCAGAUUAUCAGAGAUCUCAAUGGUGCAUUAGGGCUAGAUAAAGACGGAAAGGUCCAGGGGCGGUGA